Adelges cooleyi (spruce gall adelgid) is the source of this 2605-nucleotide messenger RNA. RefSeq names its product ATP-binding cassette sub-family G member 5. Gene Ontology annotation, molecular function: ATP hydrolysis activity; ATP binding; ABC-type transporter activity. Lineage: Eukaryota; Metazoa; Arthropoda; Insecta; Hemiptera; Adelgidae. Gene Ontology annotation, cellular component: plasma membrane. The coding region runs from base 158 to 2074 and encodes 638 amino acids. The record is from RefSeq and is a predicted model, not a curated record. The transcript has 9 exons.
CUACAGUGGCAUCGACCUUCCACACGAACGCGUAGAAAUUCAUACACACGGAGGAGGUUUCGGUCCAGCAGUUCUCGUUCUGCACGGUACACGCGACACGUAACUGUUCGCCGCCGCUGGUGCUGUUGCUGCCAUAGGCCCCGCGCACACAGUUACGAUGAAACCGUCGAAAAUGAUCGGCGGCGAUUACUCUCUGGAGUUGAACAACAUAUUCCACACGGGCCAAGUGGAGCCGGCCUCGUGUUUCCAGAGACUUUUCGGGUCCGUCCAGACCGGGCUCAUACUCAAAGACAUCACGUUCGAAGUCCGAUCCGGCGAAGUCAUGGCCAUCUUGGGAUCCAAAGGCAGUGGUAAAAGGGCGCUUUUGGAAGUGAUAGCCAGACGAAGCAAAGGUGUGUCUCGAGGACAAAUACUAUUGGACGGGCGUCCGCUCACGCAAGCAAUGUUCAAUCAAUGUUGUGCUUAUGUCGGGCACCGAGCCGACCUUGUGCCGUCGCUGUCGGUGCAGCAGACUUUACAUUAUGCAGCCAACCUGUCCGUCGGUUCGCAAGUCAGCGGCUACGUCAAAGACUCCCGGGUAAGACAGGUGUUGGCGGAUUUGGCCCUCAGCCAAGUGGCAAGGCGCAGCGUCGAAGCUCUGACCGAAGGCGAAUACAGGAGACUGGUCAUAGGAUCGCAAAUGGUCAAAGACCCAGUUCUACUACUUCUGGACGAACCCACGGCCGGGUUGGAUCCUUUGACGACCUACUUGAUCGUGUCUAUGGUAAGUAGUCACGCGAAACGCAGAGGCCGGGCAGUGGUGCUGACUAUGGAGAAGCCCCGUUCCGAUGUGUUCCCGUUUCUAGAACGUGUGGCUUACCUGUGUUUGGGCGACUUGGUGUACGCUGGACCCACGAGAAUGAUGUUGGACUAUUUCCGGGCCGUCGGGUUCCCUUGUCCGGAAAUGGAAAAUCCACUCAUGUACUACCUGUGCUUGUCUACGGUGGACCGGAGGUCGAGGGAAAGAUUUGUCGAAUCCAACGCUCAGAUCGUGGCGUUAGUGGAGAAAUUCAAGAUGGAAGGGGCGCCGUACAGGAAGUCUUCGGCUAUGUCGGUGCUCUUAGGGUCACCCCCGUCUGACCUUCAGUCCAAUUCUCAUCCGUACCCAUAUUCGGCUCAAGACUCUUCGACCGCACAAAUCGGCAUGACGCUUUACCAGCGUCAGUUUGCAUCCACUUUCGGGUGCUCUUGGAAAGCUCUGUUCUACUUGUCCGCCCGUCUUGUGGCUUUGCCCGUGGCUUUUUUGCUCGUGUGGAUGUUUUACAGGAACGUUAAAGACUAUCAGACGGCGUUCAUGUCCAGAACCGGAUUGCUGCUGACGUGCAUGACCACCACAUACUUGACUUCAGUGUUCACGACGGCCUACACGUUUGCUCCGCACAGGACCAGAUACUAUCAGGAAAACCAAGACGGUUCGUACAGCGGCCCGUUGUUCCUCGUUAGCUAUUUCACUUUCUCCCUGCCGAUGGCUUUCCUCACGGUUACCGGAUCGUCGGCCAUCCUCUAUCAACUCAUGAAGUUCAACAACUGGACCGAACUGAGCCUGUUCGCCGCGGUGCUGCUGAGCUGCUAUUUGUUUGCCGAACAACUGGUCAUAGCCGUCAUGGCGGUAUCUAAAAACGCGUACAACACUUGCAUAUUCGCCAUAUACUUCCUGGCCGUGAUGGUGGUGCUGGGAAGUGGCAUGCUCAGGUCGUACCGUGGCAUGUCCGAAUGGCUGUCGUGGGUCACAUACGCCACACAGACAAGGUACGUGGGCGCCUACUUGACGUCUCAGGCGUUCAACGGUCGCCGACAGUACCUGGGAUUGCCGCAGAGCACCGGACAAAAUUGUACCAUACCGGCGGCCGAAACGUUUGUCUGCCGAUACCCCGACGGAGACUCGUACGUCAAUGAAAGGUAUCCAGCUGCCGUGGCCGACGCACAAAUCAAUCUCGUUGCCAGCUUCGUGUUUCCCCUCACCGCCAUGGUUUUCAACGUUUUGCUGUACGUCUCUCCAUUGCCGUCGUUUGUCAAAGCCAAAUUCAGAGAGUAGUCGACUUGCGACAGCUGAAUACUUGCAAACAAUUAGAAAUCCUAUGAAAUGUAAAGACAUUUCGCAUUUUACAGACUACGGUCGGUAUGGUGACACGAGGAACCGAUCGCAUCGGAUGUCGGCCGAGUGUUCCAUGCCGACUACAAUCUUCAAUUUACAACAGACACCCUUACGGUGGUUUUUCUUGUUGGUUCAAAUAAAACAUGAUCUCACAAAAUAAUUUUCAGUGUUUCGGUUUAGAUAACACCUACAAUAUUUCGAAGUAAGUUGUCUAUUCAAAAGUUGACGGUCCGGCAGACGUCUUUAUUUUGUUACUUGUAAAUUAAGUAUCAUUAUUUUAGUGUAAUUAUUUCCAUUGAGUUCUUGUACAUAAUAAUAUAACAACAUUAAAUCUUCUAGCUAAUGUAAAACCUUAUAUAGAUAAUUAAAAACUAGAUAAUAUUUAAACAAACAAUACUGUGUUUUGAAUUAAAUGUUUUAUUUUUUUAUUAAUUUUUUUUCCAAAUAUAUAGAUAUAUAUUAGUUUUUUUU